AUGCCUGUGAGGGGGAAAGUGAGGCGCAUCGGCGAUGCGAAGACUGAUUUUGAGCGUGCCCACAAUGAUGUGCUCACAGAAGACACGCCACAGGUAGAAGUCAACACCGGAUCUACGCGCCAACUCCACCCGUCUGAACUAGAGCAAGCGAUGCAUGCACGUACUACUGGCAUAAAAGAAUGUGUAGAUGCAUCUAGAACGGGGCUUAGGUCUGAGGUAUCCGACACGAGAUGGGCAUUGACCAUGGUGGCGACCACCGAGCCAACCCGAUUCUUUGUGGGCGACAUAUGGGCAAAGGACGAUCGCGUAAUCAAUUCAAUGUUUGAAGGCAAGGCGAACCGACACAUGGCCACACGCUCACAAACAGAACUAAGACUGUCCAGACAAACCACCGGCUCCUUGUGGACUGCUGGUAUCUCGACCAUCAUGGCACCAUCGCACACAGG
This is a messenger RNA of Sphaeroforma arctica JP610, 446 nucleotides long. RefSeq lists its product as hypothetical. The annotation marks the transcript as partial. The transcript is spliced from 3 exons. The record is from RefSeq and is a predicted model, not a curated record. NCBI's taxonomy places the organism in Eukaryota, Ichthyosporea, Ichthyophonida.